AUGUUUCGCUGGUCCAUAACCCAGCCCAUCGCACGAGAAUCCUCCGCCAUCCACCACCAUCUCUCCAGUAUGCAGACAUCCUGCUACUUCACCGUCCAUACUCCCUUCUCGGUAGACAUAGCCGAAGAUCUACUCCGUUUGAGUUUGCUCUGCUUUUGUUCCCCUUAUGGCUUCCAUCGCUCAUCAGUAAACAUUCCAUUGGAAGCCCAAACAACCAGCGUCAUCGCCCUCAAGCAAGACUUUGUAAGAUCGUCGACUCCGAUGUUGACAACUGGGAUUUACCUGUUCGAGUCAAGGAGAGAUCUGGGACGAGAUCUGCCUCAACCAGAUCUACUGCCUUCUCCUCUCUUGCUAGCCACCGACGAGACUUCUUGUAGAACCAUCUACCUCUCUAAGAAAAAUCUAUUCAAGCUGAUUCUCCGACCUUCUAUGUCCUCUACCAGCCGCUCCACCUCCAUCCUCCAACAACUCAGAAUCUCCGGCAACAAUGUGCAACAAGCUGGGAUGGGCCUCUCAUUCUUAUUGGCCCUGGUGAGCCCAGUAAGAUCCAUCGGGCCUACUUGCAGCAUAUCAGAGGUAUCGUUUGCCAUUAAGUUUCGUGAAUUAAAAACCUGGGAUGAUGGCUUGGGCUCUCCAGGUCUGGUUUCAAAUCUCUGA
Messenger RNA from Arabis nemorensis, 657 nucleotides. The record is from the annotation of a GenBank genome assembly. NCBI's taxonomy places the organism in Eukaryota, Viridiplantae, Streptophyta, Magnoliopsida, Brassicales, Brassicaceae.